This is a messenger RNA of Drosophila mojavensis, 2743 nucleotides long. RefSeq names its product pro-resilin (gene Muc91C). Bases 107 to 2476 code for a protein of 789 amino acids. The transcript has 3 exons. Gene Ontology annotation, biological process: positive regulation of transcription by RNA polymerase II. Lineage: Eukaryota; Metazoa; Arthropoda; Insecta; Diptera; Drosophilidae. The record is from RefSeq and is a predicted model, not a curated record. Gene Ontology annotation, cellular component: RNA polymerase II transcription regulator complex. Gene Ontology annotation, molecular function: transcription coactivator activity.
AAUCGGGCGAGCAGCAUACCAUCUUCAACAACAGCAGCAGCAACAGCCUAAUCAAACUUGUUGCCAUCUGAAACGCCUGGUCAAUUCGCUAUUGAGACGCCCCAAGAUGAGCUCCUCAUACGCACUGCUUUUUGGCGUCGUUGCCGUCGCCUUCGUGGCACUGGUGGCUGCUGAGCCACCGCUGAACAAUGCGUAUCUGCCGCCGUCCUCCUCGUCUGGUGGCAGACCCUCCUCCAAGUAUGGCGCACCACCGGCCAACUCUUAUUUGCCACCCGCCUCGGGUCCGGCGCCUUCGUUCAAUUCGCGGCCAGCGCCGUCCAGCAGCUACUCAGCUCCAGCGGGUGGCUCCUCUGGUGGACCGUAUCCGGCGUCCGCGCACCGCCCGUCCAGUUCGUAUGGAGCACCAUCUCGCCCAGCGCCACCAUCCUCAAGCUAUGGGGCACCAUCACGACCAGCGCCACCAUCCUCCAGCUAUGGGGCACCAUCUCGACCAGCGCCACCAUCCUCUAGCUAUGGAGCACCACCAUCCCGCACAUACGGACCACCACCAGCAAGGAAGCAUCAAUCGCAGCAUCAAUCACGUCGUCCCUCAUCGAGCUACGGUCCACCCAAGUCAUCAGCCCCAUCCCAGAGCUAUGGUGCUCCCGCACUACCAGCUCCACCAGCACCACCCGCCUCCAGAUAUGGCCCACCCAAGUCGCCUUCCAGCAGCUACGGCGCACCAGCACCUCCCUCCUCCAGCUAUGGAGCUCCCAGCGUGAGCAGCUUCGUGCCCUUGCCUUCAGCUCCAUCAACCAACUACGGCGCCCCCUCCAAGACUCAGGUUCUGGGUAGCAACGGCUACACAUCUGGACCAUCUGCACCUGCACCACCUUCAUCUUCGUAUGGCGCUCCCUCAAGCUCUAGCUCGUUCCGUCCCAUAUCGCCGCCCUCUUCCAGCUAUGGUGCCCCGAGCAGCAGCAGCAGCUCCCACUCUUCGUCCUCAUCAUUCAGCGCGCCGUCCUCAUCGUAUUCUGCGCCCAGCCCAAGUGCCAAUAGCGGUGGAUCCUACCCAGCAGCUCCAUCCAAAUCAUAUGGUGCACCCAGCUCCGGUCCGUCUAGCUCCUACUCGGCACCCAGCCCGAGCGCCAACGUUGGUGGAUCUUAUCCGGCAGCUCCUUCCAGCUCGUAUGGAGCCCCCAGCUCUGGUCCGUCCAGCUCUUACUCAGCGCCCAGUCCCAGUGCCAACCGUGGUGGUUCAUACCCUGCUGCUCCAUCCAGCUCAUACUCGGCUCCUAGCCCCGGCGCAAACAGUGGUGGACCUUAUCCGGCAGCUCCGUCCAGCUCAUAUGGAGCACCUGCUGCUCCAUCGAGCUCCUACUCGGCACCAAGUCCCUCAGCAAACAGUGGAGGCUCCUACCCAGCGGCUCCCACUAGCUCCUACUCGGCUCCCAGCCCCGGAGCCAACAGCGGAGGACCUUAUCCAUCAGCUCCUUCCAGCUCUUAUGGAGCUCCCAGCUCCGGAUCAUCCAACUCCUACUCUGCACCCAGCCCUAGUGCUAAUAGCGGAGGCUCCUACCCAGCGGCUCCCUCUAGCUCAUAUGGCGCACCGGCUUCAGCUCCUUCCAGCUCCUACUCUGCUCCCAAUCCAAGUGCCAACAGUGGAGGACCCUAUCCUUCAGCUCCUUCUUCUUCAUAUGGUGCACCGAAACAGGCUCCUUCCAGCUCGUACUUAGCACCUAGCCCGGGAUCGAACAGCGGUGGACCUUAUCCAUCAGCUCCAUCCAACUCAUAUGGCGCUCCCAGCUCCGGUCCGUCUAGCUCCUACUCGGCUCCUAGCCAAAGCGCCAACAGUGGAGGACCCUAUCCAUCCGCUCCAUCCAGCUCAUAUGGAGCUCCCAGCUCCGGUCCGUCCAGCUCCUACUCCGCUCCUAGCCCAAGUGCCAACAGUGGAGGACCCUAUCCAUCCGCUCCAUCCAGCUCAUAUGGCGCUCCCAGCUCCGGUCCGUCUAGCUCCUACUCGGCUCCUAGCCCAAGCGCCAACAGCGGUGGACCUUAUCCCUCAGCUCCGUCCAGCUCAUAUGGAGCUCCCAGCUCCGGUCCGUCCAGCUCCUACUCGGCUCCUAGCCCAAGUGCCAACAGCGGUGGACCUUAUCCCUCAGCUCCGUCCAGCUCAUAUGGAGCUCCAGCUUCAGCUCCAUCCAGCUCUUACUCGGCUCCUAGCGGCGGAGGCAGCUUCAGCUCUCAUGGCGGUUCCUCGUUCUCGUCGUCAUCUUCAUCUUCAAGCAGCAACGGAAGCGGCAGCUACUCGACAGGCCCUUCGUCCUCCUAUAGCGCACCCGCAGCACCCUCGAGCAGCUAUGGAGCCCCCAAUGGCGACAGCAUUCCCAGUGGACCCUCCAACGAUUCAGGCUACUCCUACUCAGCGCCCCGCCAAGUCCCGGAUACCAUUCAGCAGGGCUACAGCUCCAACGGUGGCUAUACCUAUCGCAAGUAGUAUAGCUAGAGUAUUGGGUAACGCCUGCAUCGAUCCAGUGCCUUAGAAUACUCGUGCCUCUAUCCCUCCCAUCAUUCACAAUUUGGCUAUCAUCAAAAUUCAUUUGUUGCUCUAGAAAAUUAGAACCCAAUUGUAAAUUAUUCGCAUCUUAAAAAAAAAAAAAAAAAAAGUCGACCAUGUUGUACGAACCCAAUAUUAGUUAUAAUAUGCAUAGACAUAAUACUUAAUAAUGUCUGAAUAAAGAAGAAGAGAAAUGUAUUUCUAACA